Molecule: messenger RNA, 1500 nt
Organism: Penicillium soppii
Lineage: Eukaryota; Fungi; Ascomycota; Eurotiomycetes; Eurotiales; Aspergillaceae
Product: mitochondrial 37S ribosomal protein mS29
Exons: 2
Coding region: 1-1500 (499 amino acids)
Cellular component (GO): mitochondrial small ribosomal subunit
Molecular function (GO): structural constituent of ribosome
Source: RefSeq, a predicted model, not a curated record
AUGGCCUCCUCGUGGUGCUGGAACUGCCUCUCGAGGCUUCGACCAACGCCGCGAGCACUCCUCACUCCGCCGUCCGCAACGCCCCGGAUUUCGAGCGCCCCCUUCCAUUCCACCGCAGUGCAACAUGCCCAACCAGCCAAGAAGAAGGGAGCUAGCUUGACUCCCAUGAAGCACAGACAGUCCGCUAGCAUCAAAAAGAAGAAGAAGAAGGUUGUUGAGCGUACACGUAAUGCGGCCCCGGGUGAGCGCAAAGCUUUGCGGAAACGCAUUGUCCUGAGCAACCCCAAUGCCCUUGAAAUUGAGGGCAUGGUGGAUAUGUCCCCCGAGACUAUGGUUGACUCCCGUCUCCGUGGUACUGUUCUCGGGUUGCCUGUUCCUAUCAUCGAUCAAUUGAGAACUGUGCAAGCGUUCCAGCCUAAGCAGGGUUGGUCGAUCUUCCGUCGCCCUGGAACCGUUCUCCGCCGUGAUACUAUUGAGAUGGCUCGUUUGUUUGAGCAGAUCUCUGGGGACGGCGAAAAUGCUCAGAAGGGCAAGGUCGUCAAGAAGAUCAUCACUGGUGUCAAGGGCUCUGGCAAGACGGUGCAUUUGCUCCAGGCUAUGACUAUGGGCUUCUUGAAGAAGUGGGCUGUGAUUACCAUUCCCGAUGCCCGCGAUCUCGUGUCCGGUGAUACCGCCUAUACCGCAAUUAAAGGAACCGAACCCGUCCAAUACCUCCAGCCUGGUGCGGUCUCCACUCUGUUGACUCGCACUGUCGAGGCCAACCGGGAGCUCUUGGCCAACCUCAAGGUCUCCCAAAAGCACCCUGCUUUGAAGUGGCUGCAACCUGGCUUGACCCUCGAGGGCCUUGCCAAGCUUGGUUUCACCGACCCUGCCAUUUCUUGGCCAGUCUUCCAGGCUCUCUGGACUGAACUCACCGCCACCACUCCUGCCGCAGGACUUGAGAAGGACUUCAAGCCUCGUCCUCCCAUGCUCGUUACAGUUGACGGCCUGGCUCAUUGGAUGGUCGAGACUGCCUACCGCAACGCCGACUACAAGCACAUUCAUGCCCACGACCUCAUCUUCGUCAAGCACUUCCUGUCAUUGCUGAAGGACGGCGAUUCUCUGAAGAACGGCGGUCUCCUCCUAUACGCCACCUCAUCCUCGAACAACCCCAACCCCAAGGCCCUCACUAUUGCCCUGGACCGUCUGAACGCCCGCCAGGCCGGCAUCAGCGCAUCCUCGUCAGAAUACCCCAACCCCCCAGCCUACAGUGGCGUCGACGAGCGCGUGAUGGACCUGCUCAAGCCCAAUGAGACGGCAGCCAGUCCCGUCGAGUUGCAGACUCUGGGUGGCCUGACCCGCGACGAAGCCCGUGGCUUCUUCGAGUACUUCGCCCGCAGCGGUAUUCUGCGCGAGGUCAUCAAUGACCAGUGGGUCAGUGACCGGUGGACCCUGUCUGGUGGUGGUAUCAUUGGCGAGCUGGAGAAGCUUGGCCGUCGUAUUCGCUCUGCAUCUGCCUAA